AAACUUUAAAUCAUAUGACCACCUCCUCAUUGUUUCUUGAUAGCCCGAUUCUUGCCACCACUCCCGCAUCAUCAUGAACGGUUGCCUCUUUGCAUCCAUUGAUGUCCCUACUUUCGGCCGUCUAAUCCUUACUUCCAAUCCCAGCCUCUCUCUACCGUUAUUGUUUCUGUUCGAUAUUCUCACCCCAUCCCAUGGUGUCCUCGCCAACACUCGCACCACAUGUUGAUAUGACUAUCACUGCAAGUUCUCUUGCCUAUGCAGCAACCCCCGCUCUUUCUUUCAUACCCCCAUAUGGUUUGUCUGGAGUUCCAUCCCACUUAGUGUCUCAUACCUUCAUCUCAUGACGCAUGUCUCAGUAUUUUGAUUGUAUUGCGCAAAUUAACACAUUUUGGACAUACAGGAUGGUGCGUCUCCUAGAGAUGGCGUUCCCACGGUCUGGCCAUGGGUGGAACCUCAUCAAGGUUCAUUUACUCACGCAUCUCCCUGAUGCUAUCCGACGCGGGGGCCUGCCACGAGAGUUCGCAGCCGGGGUUUUCGAAAAUGCACACUCGCGGACUUGCAAGCAGCCAUAUCGGUCGUCAAACCAUCGUCAAUAUGUGGACAUCAUUCUAAAGCACAAUGUUACGCAAGACUUGCUGCACCGCGUUAAGAGCUCGCUUCCACCGCCACGCAAAUACAACACUGCAGCUGCAAGAGCGAUGGAGACGGGGACGCCAAAACUCACCGAGGAUUCGGAUUUACUGACGUAUGGUGACGCUAACCCCAGAUCUGGAAGCGACAUCUAUAGCAGCUAUGUCGAAGCCAAUGGUGGGGAAUUGGGGCCUUACGGUGAGACAAUGAGGCGCGCCGGUUACCAGAGCUUCCCGGCUGAGGUUCAUAGGGCAGUAGCAAUCCCGACCUCUGACAUUGAUGGCCAGCCUGCCUGCUGGUAUGCAAGGGCAGCACUUAGGAACCAAAAGGAGCCUGCAUUUUCAUGUGUCAGCAUUUCUAGUACCAGAGGACAGCCCGUGUACGGCCAGCUCCUGCUUCUUUUGCGUGCGGAGAGGCUUGUAGGGUCCCAGGCAGGCCAGAAACGCGCAGUAGCAUACGUGCGGACGUGGACCACUGGUGCUGUGGACGACAUCACUGGCUGCAGUAUUUUGCAUCGACAAGGGGGCGGGAAUGGGUACACGGUAGUACCCAUUGAACGGCUCACCGAUGUGGUACACGUCGUGAAGUCUUUCGAGCAUCAAGGAGUGUGGCCACUCAAUCGUUGGGCUCACCUACGCCGGCCCCUUACAGGUGAUAUGGUCAUUGAUCAUGCACCAUAAGGUUGCUUUGAGGGGAGUUACCAAUGGUCAGUGGAGUGGUUCUGCUCAUGUCGGCCCUUGCUGGCCUUUCCAAGAGGAGGGAGGGGGAGGAGGGAUGCCCACUAUGCAACAGGCCUAUUACCGCUGGCCCCACUCCCCCUAACUCCUCGACUCCCUUCCAACAGUUCCAGCGUACGCUUCACUGUCGCCCUUCAACUCUCCUACCGUGUUGCCUUCACACAUCCACCUUCCUCCCCCCUUCUCCCAGCACCGUUCCCUCUAGGUCCUACAAACUUUCCGGGCUGUUGCCCAUUGGUAGAGAUCGCGUGAAUCACCCCCCUGCAAGUCACGCCAUUUCUCUCCACCACCUUCUAUUGCUGACCCUGCAUUCCUCUCUCACCCUGUGUACCCUCGGCUCUGCAGCCCCUCCUCAUCCUCUGUUGCACUGUCAACUUCUGCACUAUCCUUUCGCCCCUCCUCUCCCCUUUCCCAUUCGCCACUAUCCCACCCUCCGCCCCAUGCCUUCCCCAAUAUUAUCCGCUUCUGAGCUGGCCCUACUAACCCACGCCCUCAAAUCUCCACACCCACACAAUGAUGGAAGCGCCUCCCACCAGCACAAGCUCCCCUGCAUUUAGUACUGGACUUGGUCGGGGAACUGCAUCUACCCAAGCCCGCACGACUCUCUCCCUGACCACCAUGCUGAGCCGUGGCUGUGAUGGGGUAAAUGUCCAACGUUUUAUAAGUCUUACCCGCCUGUCUCGUGUAACGGACCUUAUAAUGAGGCAGCACGCUCUGCUGGUCAUUUAGAUGCUGCUACCGUAGAUUAUACACCCAUGUGCUGUGCUAUACCUCACAAGUUGUUGCCAGAACCCUCCCCCUUUGGUGUAAAUUCGAUCUUUUAUACCAUC
Closterium sp. NIES-67 is the source of this 2197-nucleotide messenger RNA. Lineage: Eukaryota; Viridiplantae; Streptophyta; Zygnematophyceae; Desmidiales; Closteriaceae. The record is from the annotation of a GenBank genome assembly.